AUGUUGUUCGUUUAAAUUGUUUCUCAAAAUAAUAUUUUGCUAGGCUAAUAUGGAAAUGAUCACUAAUCCAGAUUAGAGAGGUACAAAUAUUUAUUAUUUUUAAAGGGUUAAAGAUGAUUUGUUAAUCUUCUUUUUUAAUGAUUAUCAUCAUGAAUAUUCCAUCUAAUUCAGCAAGAAAAGCAAAUAAAUUCCAAUCAUAUUAAAGAAGCAAAAGGAAGACUAUAGCAGAAUCGAUCUAAUUCUUCUCAGAUAUAUACCUAUUGAAGAUUCUGAUUAAGAUGCAUUAUUUUAAAAAGUAUUGGAAGAGAUUCAAAGUCAAUCUUAAGAAUUUGAGAAACUAUAGAUCUAUAAAGACAUAAUCCUUUCAAUUUACAAGGAAGAAUCCUGA
Paramecium sonneborni is the source of this 388-nucleotide messenger RNA. Lineage: Eukaryota; Ciliophora; Oligohymenophorea; Peniculida; Parameciidae. The record is from the annotation of a GenBank genome assembly.